GCUAACUCCUGGUUGAAAUACCAAGUUGUGAAAGAUCGCAUUUUUUUUACAAGACAGUAGUAAAUCGUUUUCAGACACACGUAUUGUGCAAAGAGUGAGCUCACCCCGCUCUUUAAAACUGCGUUUUCAAUGUGACCGAUCACUUUAUUGUUUUUAUUACAGUCAUAUAGUGGUGUUCGGGUGUUAUGGAAGCAGCAGGAGUACAGGAGAGGUUGUCCAGUCAAUGAACUUUCGGCCGCAGGAGUGUGGAAAAGAUAGAGACCUUAUGCUACGCCUGCUCUUACAAUGUCAGAGACCGAAGACUGUCAAAGGCGCUUUCAGGCGGCUGUCGACGUCAUUCAAAGCCUACCCAAAAAUGGUUCCUACAGACCCUCUUAUGAAGUGAUGCUGCGCUUUUAUGGUCUAUAUAAACAGGCAGUCUGUGGCCCAUGUACAGUGUCCCGUCCUGGCUUCUGGGACCCUGUAGGCCGUUACAAAUGGGAUGCUUGGGAUCAGCUGGGAGCCAUGAGCCGAGAGAGCGCAAUGGCUGCUUACGUGGAUGAAAUGAAGAAUGUUGCACAAGAGGUAAUAGACACUAUGCCAAUAAAUGAGAAGACUGCACCCUUUAUCCACUAUUUUGAACCUCUCUAUCAUGUAAUUCAUGAUAUGCCCAGACCUCCAGAGGCACUUAUAAUGCUAAGAUCAGAGCUAGCUUUGGCUGAGGGUCAGGGGCCGACUAGUGACUCAGAGAGUGAAAUCUUCUGUGACUCACUGGAACAACUGGACAGUGUUAAGCUUGUUGCAAUACCAGAUAGUUUCCAAAUUGGGCAUGCAUGCUCUGAAACCCCUGGAGUCCAGGAGCAUCACUACACCCCGGUCUCUCAGGUGACUAAGAUGGGCAUUGGACAUGGUGGCGAGGGGGCAAAGGAAAGACGUGGUACCACCUUGAGGAGGAACGCAGGAAGAGAGGGUCAACAGCAAAGCUGGAAAGAAACCUCAGGUUAUAUGGCACACCACUAUGAGAGAUGGAUGGAGCCGUCUGCCUUGGGUGCUGGUUAUGGGGGAGGGGGUGGAGACAAUUCUGAGGGAGGGCCUGAAAGGCUACAGGAUGCCCAGGUGCAACAGCAGAUAAUUUUAGCCUUACGACAACUAAGAGAAGACAUGCAAAGUGUUAUGGAAAGACUAAAGGUGGUUGAGGGUCUUGCCAUCGCAAAUGCCCAGAACUCACAAUGGAGAUCCUAUGUACAACUGACAUCCCCAGAGACUAAGGAGAAAUGGUGGCCAUUCGACAUUUCUGGGCACACAUUGCUGCUUUUUUUGGUGUGGCCUUUUGUGACUCAGGGCUUGGUGUUCGUACUGAAGCGGAGGAAGAGAAAGCUUCACGUGUGCAUAUGAAUUCACCGUGCCAAAUGGAAAUGAAAGGAAAAUUCAUGUUAUAGAAUGAUCAAUAAUACAUUCGGCUUUCAGUGCUUCAAAUAAAGCACUCGAUAAGUAGCCUCAAGUGAAGAGAGGAAAUAUUAUAACCUCAAUUCUUAAAUGGAUCUUACCAUUUAAUAUUAAUAUGUGCAAUUUUCAGAGAAAUUCUGAGUUUAAUUUAAUGUUUUUAAUGUAAUUUGUUCUGUGUAAUUAUGUUCAUAUGUAGCUGUGUGCAGAGGCAGAUGCUGACUGUACACAAUGUAUGAAACCUAUAUUCUUAUUUUUUAAAAAACAAGCACCAUUCAUUAGUACUCCUUGCUGAAGUCUGAAGUAUUAACCAUGUAAAUGCCAUCUGCACCAAAAGGAUUGAUAAAAAUCUUGCUGAUAAUAUGCCACAGGAUGCAAUGCAUUGUGUAAAAUGUUUGCAAUCAAAAAGCCUUUAAAAACAACAGGGGCCUUCACUUGAGUAAUAUGUAUGCAGAAAGCUAAAGAAAUUAGGAAAAAAAAAAGAACCACAAACUAUUUUUGACUGUACACAAGGUGUGUUGUCCUGUAAUGAGAGGAUACUAAUAAAUGCACAAAACAGUUCCCCUGUACAUGCAAUAAUGGUCAUCCACUUCAUGUUAAAAAGAUUAAACAUGAGAUUAGUAAGCAUUUACAGACAGAUGGAAUUAGCUAUUGCUGGGUUGUUUUACUUUGUGUAGCUGCAACUAAAAGUGGGUUUGAAUGGAUACUGGAUUCAUUUUGUAAUGUCAAGGGGAGUAAAAUCAAAAUAAAUCCAUUACUUGA
This is a messenger RNA of Xyrauchen texanus (razorback sucker), 2184 nucleotides long. Its product is annotated as acyl-CoA-binding domain-containing protein 4-like. Gene Ontology annotation, biological process: fatty acid metabolic process. Gene Ontology annotation, molecular function: fatty-acyl-CoA binding. NCBI's taxonomy places the organism in Eukaryota, Metazoa, Chordata, Actinopteri, Cypriniformes, Catostomidae. The transcript is spliced from 10 exons. The record is from RefSeq and is a predicted model, not a curated record. Bases 286 to 1374 code for a protein of 362 amino acids.